GCUCCUCGCCGACUCUCCCGGCGAGGUCGUCGCGCAUAUCCUCAAGCACUGCAAGCUGCGCGACUUUGGCGCCCUCACUUGCACGGCGGGGUGGCUGCACCCGCUGCUGGAGCUCGCGCUCCGGCUGCGCGCUGGGGAGAAUGGACACGCACUCCCCCAAAAGCUCCAGCUCGACGACGACUCGUGUCACCGCCGCGUGCAGGCGAUGCUUUCGCUCGAGUGGCGGCGGACGCAGAUUGGGCGGCGUACGAUUGCGGCGGGAAUGUCGCACUCGCUCUUCAUAUCGCCCGAGGGCACGCUGCUGUCGUGCGGAACGGAGUGGGACGUGGACGGUAACCCGACGCCUGGCCUCCUCGGCCACGGAGAGCUCGCCGUUGAGGAGCUGCCAGCAAACUCGAUCCACGUUCCGACCCCCAUCCCUGGGCUCGCCAACGUGCGCAUCCGCUCCGUGGCGGCGGGCGUCUCCCUGUCGCUCGCAGUCACCUUCGAUGGCGAGGUGUACUCGUGGGGCCAGGGAACCAUGGGCCAACUCGGCCACGGCACUGCGAAGAGCGGCGCCGUCUACGCUUGGGGAGCGGGCGCGGACGGCCGGCUAGGCCACGGCAACGACGAGCACUUCUCGAUGCCGCGCCGCAUCGAGGCGUUCGCCGUGAGGCACGAGAUCGUGAUCUCGACAUGCAACAAGCGCUCUCUCGCCCUCAGCCGCAGCGGCGGCGUCUACUCCUGGGGCGACGGGGCGGAUGGCCAGCUCGGCCACGGCGACGAGACGCACACGGACGCCCCGAAGCUGGCGCGAGAGGACCCGAGCGAGACCCGAGAGGACCUCAGAGCACCUCAGAGGACCCAAGAGGACCCGCCCGUGGGCGCUCUCGCGAGGCUCGACGUUGCAAUGGUGGUUGCCGGCGCCUCGCACUCGUUUGCCCUCACUGCAGACGGCGCGCCGCUGCCUCGCGCGCUCUACUCUUGGGGCGCGGGGCAGUGCGGCCGCCUCGGGCACGGGGACGAGUCCAAGCAGCUGCUGCCGACGCGCGUGGACGCCCUCUCGUCCGUGGUGUCGGUUUCGGGCGGCGCGUUUCACUCCGUCGCAGCGGACGAGCGAGGCGACGUCUACGGAUGGGGCGAAGGCGACGGCGCUUCGCUCGGGCUGCAGCUGACGCAGGACCAGCUCAAGCCGCGCCAAUACCCCAACUGGCUCAAAGCGGCGCUCUGA
Messenger RNA from Emiliania huxleyi CCMP1516, 1210 nucleotides. Its product is annotated as E3 ubiquitin ligase. The transcript has 9 exons. The record is from RefSeq and is a predicted model, not a curated record. Lineage: Eukaryota; Haptophyta; Isochrysidales; Noelaerhabdaceae. Bases 206 to 1210 code for a protein of 334 amino acids.